Orussus abietinus is the source of this 4916-nucleotide messenger RNA. RefSeq names its product cilia- and flagella-associated protein 43. The transcript has 17 exons. Gene Ontology annotation, cellular component: axoneme. The record is from RefSeq and is a predicted model, not a curated record. Gene Ontology annotation, molecular function: protein binding. NCBI's taxonomy places the organism in Eukaryota, Metazoa, Arthropoda, Insecta, Hymenoptera, Orussidae. The coding region runs from base 147 to 4820 and encodes 1557 amino acids. Gene Ontology annotation, biological process: cilium assembly.
GGAGAAAGCCGGCUACGUGGUGUACUUGCAUCCUGAAGAAGAGAGAAAAAGAACGUACAUCGUGCGGUCAUACGUAAAGAGAAAGAACGUGGAUAAAAUUUGGAAGUGUGGAAGAUAUUAUUUUCAUUGCAAGAGACGUGAUCGCCAUGGCUUCCGGUAUUUAUAUUUAUUUCCUGCAUUUGAUUACGAACGAGGAGAGAAUCGAACAAUUCGACAACAAUGAAAAAGGGGAAGGAGCUUCCUGUCUCGCUGGACAUCCGGUGGUUCCCAUGUUCUGCAUGUCAGAGAGACGAGAAAAUCCAAGAAUUUUCAUUUACACUUUUCCGGAAUUGCGAAGCAUUUCCAUUUGCACUCGAAAUGGCACGACAAAGUACUUGUCUAGUUGCUUUGCAGGUACAGAGUAUAUUUUAACAUUGACAUCUCUUCCGGAUUUCUUGAUUAUUCUUUGGCAUUGGAAGUCAGGCGAUUUACUCGUCGCUGUCAAGACAAAAGUCAAUGACGAAUUACAAAAAGUCAGGUGUUCUCCAACCUCCCCACUUUUGGCAUCGCAAUUUUCUGCAACUUCCGGAAGUCUUUCCGUGUAUGAAAUUACGGUCUGCUCCAAAAUGGCGAAUCUACUUCCGGUGGAGAUUAAACCGUUUAAAAAUAAAUUAACAUCCGUGUCGUGGUCUCAAGAAGGGUCAUUAAUCAUUUGCGAUGAAUUUCGAAACAUUUUCGUCAUGAGGGGCGAAGAUAAAAAACGAUUACAUGUUGUAACUUCAAUGAUUUCUGAGAGAUCAAAAAGGCCAUUGUCAAUCAUCGCCCAUCAAAAUGGAGUCAUCAUGGCCGACAACAAAAUAACGUUUUACAGAAAAUCAACAAUGGAGAGUCCUAAGGAAAUGAAUUGGUUGCCUUCAUGGACUAUUGAAUCAAUUUCUUAUCCCACUAUCAUGGCGGUUCAUCCUGACAGAAAUGGAAUUUUGGUUUAUGGGGAAAUGGGAGAAUUAUUCGAAAUAGACAUGAACGAAGAAAAUGUUCCUAUUGUUAAUGUAAAAUGCGACCUGGGCGGAUCUUUCGAAGCGAUUUCUUGGAUUUUUCCGGGAUUUCAACACGCGAUUACCCUCGAUAAAUUCGAUCGAUUGAAGGUAAUCGAUACCUCGACAGGACAAUUUGUUGGAGAAUUGCAUCUGCAUGAAUAUGACCGAGUUCUAUGCAUCGUCCCUCAUCCCACUCUACCAUUAAUAACAGCCACAACGGUUUCUGGUUAUUGUUUAUUCAUAAGUGUGUUUAAUGUGACGGAACCAAUUAUCCUAAACUUGGUGCACUUAAAUGCGGAACCUUUGAACAAAGCCAAAUUUAUAAACAAUGGGACCCUCUUUGGUGUUGCAACUAAAAAUACAGGAGAUGUCUUUUUCCUUGGCGACGACAACAAUGGAGAUGCAAUUGUUGUAGGGCGAUUAAUAACAAAUGGCCGGAUCGUGGAUUUUUUAUCUUUCCAAAAGGACGCCGAUACGUUAAAAGUGUUAAUACUCCCUGCAACAAAUUCUGGAUUUUCAGUCGGCAACGUUAUAAUUAUUUACACCAUAAACAUUGAAAAUUUCAGUGCAACUGCAAAUCAUGCGAUACAACUUCCACAAUUUUACAAAUCUCUUCAUUUUCAUCCAAAUGGGAGUUUUGAAUUUCUGGGUGUACCUUUUCUAACGAGACAAUUACACGUAAUGAGCCUGUAUAAUUACAGGAGCAUCGCACUUGUUAAAGCGACAUCGUCGGUUCAUCAAUUAAAAAUGUUUCGUGUUAUUGCGAGCGAACAUCAAAUCAUUACUUGUGGAUAUGAUGGACUCGUUAUCAUAAGAGACACAAAUGAUAUUGAUAAAGUAAUUGCACGUUUAAUGCCACAUCAUCGAAGUGAAGGAGGUGCAAAAUGUGCAAUCGCGACAUCGUCUUUAGAAAUUAUUCUUUCCGUCGGGAAUAAUGGAAGCCUCGUCGCAACAAAGCUCUGUUCAAAAUCGAAUAUCGGAGUUUCGGAAUUAUUUCCGAUGAAGUUGAACUUGAAGGAGAUUCAAAAAAUGAUUUGCAGUUUAACAAAAACGGAUUUGGAGAAAAUUCAACGAGAAAAGUCGUCAACUUGGGUGGAACGUCGAGAGAUGGAAAAGUUGAGGAGAGAGAGAGAAGAAGCUGCGGUUGAAAGGGCGGCCAUUUUGGAAAAGUUGAAAAUGAUAAAAGAGAAGAUCGUAACAAUGCUCGACCAGAACGAGAAAGAAUCGGAAAUGUCAAAACUGCCGAUUUCAAAUUUCGAUUUAAACGAAGAAUCUCGACGGCGGAAAUUAAUUAAUAAUAAAAUAAAACAGGAAGAGGAGGAGAGAAAUCUUGAAGAAUUAAUUAUUAAACAAGACGGACUCGCCGAGUUCUUGAAAAAUUAUUGCUGGAAUCGAAUGCAAGUGCAUUGUUGCUUGCUAAAAGCAAUUCACGAAGACGCUUACGUGCAAAACUUCCCAUUAGCAAAAAUUUCCAUUGAAAAAGAAGAUCGUCAAAUUUGGAAUGAAUUUCUUUUGACUUUGUCGAGAAAAGUGUCGAGAAUCGACUCGGAUUUUUUGCUCCCGGAAUACAAAGAAGAGACUAAUGAUACAAGAAAAUCGGAAAAACACAAUUUGCGAAGUCUGACGGUUCCAGAAAAAGAUGAAAUAAAUUAUAUCGAUUAUGAAAUCGAGAAGGAAGAAUAUGACAAAGUGAUUUCUCUGAUAGGGACCAGCACAUACAAAUGGAUAAAAGAUGAAUAUUUGUAUUUUGCAUACAAAUCGUUCGAGAUAGGAAACUUCACGACAGGUGCAAUAGACAAUAGUACAGUAACAAACAAGAAGCAUCAAUUAAAGAAAUACUUUAAUAAAUUAUUUGAAGGGAUGAAAACCAAGAAGAAAGAAGUUCUGUCUUUGGCAGUCGAGCGAAUUAAUAAAUUGGAACAUUGCAAAUCGGAAUUAAUGAAUAUGUUUGCAAUUAAUUUCCCUGCUGAACUGUCGGUCGAUUCUGCGUGGAGUUUCAUAGAAAUUCCGGAUUAUAUUAUAAUUGUAAACGAUGAAGAAAUUCCAGUAAAACCGUUUUUGGAAAAACAAGAAACGUCUGUUAAAACUGACGAGGAUGAAGAAUUAAUUAAUUUUCUAAACAAAUCUUAUGACUUCAGAGAACAAGCACUGCAAAUCAUGAUGGAAGGAGUAAUUGAACCCAGAUGGGAGGACGAAAUAAAAAAGGACAUUCCCAUUCCCGAGUGCAUGAUAAACAAAGACCCAUCAGAAUUCACUCCCGAGGACAACGAAGCAACAAUACUCUAUGAACAAAAGGUAGAACAAUUAAAAGCAGAAAGGGAAAAAUACAAAUCCCUCCUGCAAGAGUCUGCAAAAAAUCUAGAAGAAGCGUUCAACAAAGACAUCGGAUCAUUCGACGAACGCUUACACGAGUUCUCCAUAACUCGAAUGAAAGUAAAGUCUGCAAUCUUGCAGGAAAGUCUGAAAAAACUGAGAAUUUCCCGAAGACAUUUGUCGAGAGUGGAAGGCGACAAAGUAAUUAGUAAAUUCCAAGAGAAGCUUUCAUUGACAACAAAACGCAGUCAAGAAUUGGCAGAAUAUCUGGCAUCCCUCGAAGUUCCGGUAAACGAUCUGAAAAAUCGUUUUCAGAGUCUGAAGAAGCGGGAAAAAUUACUGGAAAGCAAAUUUAGGGGAGAAUUUUUCGGUCUGAAAACCCCUUUGGUGGGCCAUCUUCUCCGCCAUUACAAAAAGCGACCGAAAAGCGUCCGUUUGGUCUGCACAUCCGUUACUUAUUUAACAGAGACGAUAAGAUGUUUAAACAAUGGCGAAGAAUCCGACAUUCUACCUCGAGAUUGCCUGGAAUUUCUCCGCGGAAUGGAAAUUCUGUCAGAAAUGCCGAGAAAUUUACCGACGCAGAUUUUAGACCGCCAUUGGAGUCUGAUGUGCAGACUACGGAAGCAGAAAAUCGAAAUGGAGAUAAAAAUAAUGGUCUGUGCAAUCGAAUUAGCCGAAGCCGAGCAAACGUUAACGAUGUAUCGAAAGCUGCAAAUGGCGGCGGAAAAUAACGCCACAGGCCUAAUGGAUUUAAUAAACAACCAGAUAAUUGUUAACGACAGGUCGUUGGACGAUGCCGAGGUCCAAGUUAUUUUAAAAAUUGGUCGAAUCGAGGUCGAAAGUCGAGGACGCCGGCUUGAUUUAAAAAACGCUCUUCUUGUAACCGCCGAAGAACUGACGCGAGUCAACGACGCCAUCUUGGAUACCGCUCGUCGGAAAUUGGAGGCCAUGAAUAAAACUCUGUACUUUCGCAGAGCCGUUUAUUACGAGGAAUGGCGGCACCAGUGUAUGCAAAUUAAGGUGAAGGAUCUCAAGGAUCGACUGCAAACAUUGCGGAGCGUUAAGAUCACAGGAGAAGUCUUGGAAUAUUUAUUCGGAGGAAUGGAAAAGCCGAGUUCGAAAUUACUGGAAAAAUUCGAGAGAAAUGCAAAACACACGAGGAAAAUGUUUUAUAGAAUAUUGGGAAGGGAAAAGUCGCAGCUGGAAAAGAUGGCGGACGAGAUUUCGGAGUGGCAAGAAAGGAACAUUUGUUUAUUCGAGGAGAUCGAAAGAUCGAGGUCGAUCAACUUCGAGAUGUCCUUGCAGUGUCGAGAAGAGUCCAGGGUGAAAAAAGAAGCAUUUGAGAGCAGCAAAAUCAAGGCCAUCAUGAAAAGAAACAAGAUGGCGAGGAAAGUCGAGGACAAUUAUGAGGAUCUCUUGGAGCUACAGGCGAGAUUGGAAUUAUUGAGGCUGAGGACUUAUCCGACCUUAAGAUUCAAAUUGGACCAGUGAUAAGAAUCAUUGUUGAUCGUUUCUAAACAUUGCCAGUGUCGGAAAUUUAUUCCACGACUGGGAUGUACCAAUAAAUUCCCCCCCGAUUAAUCCGAA